Messenger RNA from Oryctolagus cuniculus (rabbit), 555 nucleotides. Lineage: Eukaryota; Metazoa; Chordata; Mammalia; Lagomorpha; Leporidae. The record is from RefSeq and is a predicted model, not a curated record.
GGCGGAGCCGGUGGGCGGGGCUGAGCGAGCGGAGGCGUCACCGGGCCGAGGGCCCGCUCGGGCUCAGCCACCCGGUGGGCGGCUGGAGACAGCGUGUGAGCGUGCCGGGGAGCCGUUGAUUUUUCCAGUCGCUCUCUUCCAGGCUCCGUUCGGUGAUCAGCAUGGCCCGUGGAAAUCAACGCGAACUUGCCCGCCAAAAAAACAUGAAAAAAUCGCAGGAAAUUAGCAAGGGAAAAAGAAAAGAAGAUAGCUUGACUACUUCUCAAAGAAAGCAGAGGGACUCUGAGAUCAUGCAACAGAAGCAGAAAGCAGCUAAUGAGAAGAAGGCCCUGCAGACAAGAGAAAAAUGAGGACUGUCCAUUUGGAAAACUUGGUACUACUGCCAGCUGGGUAUACCAUAAACUCUCGGAGAUCAAGGUUUUAUAGAGUGAACAGUCAUUACAUGUGUUAUAACUUGCUGUACAACUGUCUAUUUUAAACUUUGCCUUUCAGCCUGACUUAAUGUAAUGUUUUCGAACCAUUCAUCAAAGAAUAAAACACUAACCAUGCAUGUGA